Messenger RNA from Symbiodinium necroappetens, 930 nucleotides. NCBI's taxonomy places the organism in Eukaryota, Dinophyceae, Suessiales, Symbiodiniaceae. The record is from the annotation of a GenBank genome assembly.
AUGCGUGACAGUGCUCUUUUCGAUGCCCUGAUCUUCACCACCAUCUUUCUAGCCUCGGUCUUUGGAUUGUACUGGAUGGCAUGCAUCCCCAGUGAGGACAAGCAUGACGGAAGAGAUCACAGAAUGCUGGCGGGAAGGCAGCAUGGAAAUGCUGGACAUCUGCUGUCAGGCAGACAGAUGUAUCCUGCAAUGUCUCAGCGCCCAACCCUCGAAGCUGGCUCCGUGCGGUCGUUGAACCCACUGAAUCCACCUUCAUCAAUGAGAUUGAGUUUGACCGCGCGAAAAUCCACAGGUGACAACUGGUACCCGGAGCUGCCCACUAUCUAUCCGCCUCUUGUGAUUCCAGCCGCACAUACACGGCUGGCAGUGCCGGUCUCGCCGCUGUUUCACGACCGGUUCGAGGUGGAUGUGCUUGGAUUGUCAGGCGUACCGUUGCUCACGGCUGCGCUCACGCAGGAAAAUGGCUUACGGAAGGUGCAGAUCUCCUUACACAGUGCAGGCACGCUUUUGGCAAUUGUGACCUCUGCCAAAGAAGUCUUUGGCAGCGACGGCACUCACUUCGGAACGCUAGUCCAGGAGGGAGACCGUCCCGAGUGCCUUCAGCAUACUCUUCGCGACCGGGCUGGGCGACCACUCCUGGCUGUCAGCACUCGUCAGGACCGCAGAGACUACAAGAUGACCUCGAUUUCCGGUGGACGUGUCCUCGAAAGGGCCACUGCGGUCCGGCGGCCAGCUGGCAAACUGCCGGCUGAACACUACGAGGUCGUUGCGAACCCGAACGUCGACGCAGUGCUGGUGCUGGCCUGCUUCCUCGCCGUCGUAGUCUUCAAGUCUUCGCAGAGCUCACCGGUUGCAAGAUCUGGUGGACGGCUAAGAAACGCAGGUCAGAGCGAAAGAAAGAGAGCCCACUCUGUAGGACAAUGCUUUUGA